This is a messenger RNA of Chelmon rostratus (copperband butterflyfish), 3351 nucleotides long. RefSeq names its product MKKS centrosomal shuttling protein (gene mkks). Gene Ontology annotation, biological process: cilium assembly; chaperone-mediated protein complex assembly; intracellular transport. Gene Ontology annotation, molecular function: ATP binding. Gene Ontology annotation, cellular component: cytoplasm; kinociliary basal body; nucleus. The transcript has 4 exons. NCBI's taxonomy places the organism in Eukaryota, Metazoa, Chordata, Actinopteri, Chaetodontiformes, Chaetodontidae. The record is from RefSeq and is a predicted model, not a curated record. The coding region runs from base 111 to 1817 and encodes 568 amino acids.
AAACGCACAGUUUGACGUUAUGCCAAGCGACUUCUGUAACAUUAGGCUGUCGACAAUUGUCCUACGGUGAAUUUGCUGCGCCAGUGCUCUCAGAUAUCACCGGUUAAGUGAUGUCUCGACUCGUCAAGAAGUCGCCAUCUGUUUGUACGGAUCUACCGCUGGACAACACUGAUAUUUCUAACAAGCUUCAUUUGUUUUAUCAGCUUUUGAGAUCUUGCUUCGGUCCGACAGGUAGACUAAAGCAAGUUCAUAACAACAUUGGAGGGCACGUUGUAACCACCUCAGCCUCCUCAGUUCUCCUUCCAGCCAUUUCCUCCUCACAGCCUUUCAUCAACCUGAUAAAAACCUCUAUUCUCAACCACGUUUCUCGUUUCAGUGACUGUGGUUUGUUUGCUGCCGUUCUUUGUUUGUCUCUCAUUGAGCAAGCAAAGCAGUCUGGCCUCAGAUAUAAUGUGGCUAUCGGAGUGAACAAGCGUUUGCUGGGUCUGUGCACCAGUUACCUCCAACGAGAAGACUGCGGUUGUAAAGUGAAGCUCGACUUCUGCAGCAGCCACAACUUGAUCAAAUUAGCUCGCAGCAUUAUCUCCAGCAAACCAGCAUGUGUGCUAACAGAGGAGGAGGCACUUCACAUCAGCAAGUUGGCUGUACAAGCUUUUUUGCUAACUGUUCCGUGCAACAGCCCAGGUACAGUCAGACUUGGAAAAAUAGUGAGUGUCUCUGUUGAAGGCCACUCUGUGCUAAACUCUGCAGUGUUUCCAGGUUUACUGGUGGAUAUGCCUGAUGACUUUUUCCUCAACAAGGUAGAGGACCUGCAGUCCAAUCUACUGCGUGUGGUGUUGUUCAGUGCAUCUCUUGCAGGAGACCUUUGUGAACUAGGAAAUGGAAUAAUUGAGGUGCACCCAGGUGUAGACACAGACUCGCAGAUCCUGGAUCAGCUCCUGGAGCUUGGCAAACAGGUGGUUAAAGAUGAGGUGACGGUCUUUGUGUGUCAGAAGGUCAUACACCCAGUCCUACAGCAAUACCUGAGGAGUCACAGUAUCAUAGUAAUAGAGAGACUGGGAAUCACUCUCAUGGAGCCACUAACUCAGCUGACAGGUGCUCAGCCUGUGGCCACAUUACAUUCCACAAUUCCAGCCAAGGCCUAUGGGAAGGUGGGGGAACUCAUUCUUAGGCAGUUUGGAUCCAAGAAUAUGCUGCAUAUACAUCCUCCUGCAGAGUCAGCGGUCUGCACGAUGAUCCUCUGCCACAGGAAUGAGACAAUGUUAAGUGAGGUGAAGGUGGUGUGCCAGAAGACAGAGCAUGUGUUGAGACUCACCUUGAGGGAACCAUCCGCCUUAGUUGGAGGUGGGUGUACUGAAACCCACUUGGCUGCUUACAUCAGACAAAAGAGCAUGAACGAAGUCACAGAGACAGUAUCAGCGCUACGGUGCUCACAGGCAGAGUAUUGUCUUGGGGUGGAGGGAUUCUGCCGCUCUCUGGAGUCUGUGGCUGCAGCACUGGAGCACGAUGGUGGGAAUUCUUUAAUCGACCUGACUCAUGCUCACCACUGGACUCUCCCUGCAGAUGUCAUGAAAGACCACAUGGAGGAUAACUUGGGCUUCUGUGGCUGUGGACUAGUGCAAAGUAGCCCAGAUAAGAAGUGGACUUAUCUGAACACUAAAUACUCCCAGUUCUCACCUGCACCACUGCCGAGAGACACUACUGUGCAGCCAUGUGUGCUUGACUCCUUCACAGCUAAACUCAAUGCAUUGCAAGUUGCUGUAGAAACUGCUAAUCUCGCACUUGAUGUGCGAUAUGUAAUUCAGGACAUGAACUAGAAGAAUAGACGUUUUAUCUAGUGUGGAACUCUGGUUUGUGAUGAUCAGAAUGAGGAAUGAAUGCUGAAUGAAGUAAUAUUCAGUUCAGGCACCAGACACGAGAUGUCAGCAUUUCCUUGAGUGAUAAUCUGAUUGAACCCUGGUGUCGUGAGAAUGUCUUGCCUCUAUCUUGUUGUCUUGUGGUUUACCUCUCAAGAUACUGACUUAUUAGCCCACGUGUCAGUAAUAUUAAGGUAAUUUUACAACCAAAUACUGAUUACUGUUCUGAUUGCUUUUAUUAAUCUGUUACCAUUUUUUUAACUUUUCAGCCAAUAACACUUUUUGUGAGAGUUUGCGAGAACAUACAAAUUCAGAAUUCAGCAUCUAGGGAAGAUAUUAGGCAAAGUUUUAUGAUCAGAGAGACCAUGGCUGUGGCUCAGGAGAUAGAGCAGGUCAUCCUCCGAUCAGAAAAUCAGUGGUUCGAUCCCCCCAGUCUGCAUGUCCAAAUCAUUCAAGACACUGAACUCACCUCCACUCACCUAGUGGGGAGUGAUCUGCCAUCAGUGUAUGAAUGUGUGUGUGAAUGGGUGAAUGUUACGAAGUUGGUAGACCAGAAAAGCACCACAUAAAUGCAGUCUAUUUGCUAUUCACUCUGUCUGGUGAGGUAUCUGGACCAAGUUCCAUACAGUGUGAUGAGAUGUCCCAGCUCUCUCUUCGCUACAGUGGUCAACUAUGCUCCGAGACUCCAAGAUACUUGAACUCACUCCCAACCCGCUGUUCUCCAGCAGAGAACAAUGGCCUUAGGUUUGGAGGUCCGGUUUUUGCUGUUUCACACUCGCCUGCAGACUGCCCAAGUGUGUGCUGAAGGUCAUGGUCUGAUGAAGCCAGUAGAACUACAUCAUCUGCGUAAAGCAAUUCUGAGGUCCCUAAACCAGACAGCCUCAUCCCCCCCUGGCUGUGCCUUGCCACCAAGGAGCUUCUUCACUACCUCAUAUACCUCUAGGGAUAUGGAUGAGACUUCCCAGGAGCCUUCAAACUCUGCCUCCUCCAUAGAGGACAUGUGGGUUGGUUAAGAGUUCCUCAGAGUGAACUUUCCACUUCUCAACAAUAUCCCCAGUCCAGGCCAGUAGUUCUCCUCCCUGAUUCGCAACAACCUGAGCCAAGCCCUGCUUUCCCUUCCUGAGUCAAUGGUUUGCCAGAGCGACCAAAAGUACUUGUCCACAGCCUCUGUGAACUCCUCUCACACCUGGCUGUUUUCUUUGGCCACAGCCCCUCUGGCCUCCUGGUACCCAUCAACUGCUUCAGAAGACCCCCAGCUUCAAGGUGGAAAGGCCUUCUUCAGUUUGAAGGCCUCCUUGCCGCUCAUAUCCUCAAGCAGGUUCUUAGGUUGCUGCCAUGACAGGCACCGAUGACCUUCUGACGACAACUCCUACUUGACGCUUCCACAAUGGAGGCCUUGAACAUAGCCCACUCAGAUUCCAUAACCCUGUGAGGACGAGAAAUUCUUCCAGAGGUGGGAGUUGAAGACCCCGCAGACAGGACCUCCACCAGAUGU